Acanthoscelides obtectus is the source of this 1832-nucleotide messenger RNA. Lineage: Eukaryota; Metazoa; Arthropoda; Insecta; Coleoptera; Chrysomelidae. The record is from the annotation of a GenBank genome assembly.
GAAAAACUCUAAGAUUAGCGCAAUCUUACAGGUUACUAGCGCGUACAAUCAAAGUAAUCCAAACAAAGGAAUUUUUGGUAAAGACGUCAGCGUAACUGGAAAGUGAACCCAUCAAAGUAUAUUGGAUCCGAAUUCUCUGUGAGAUACAAACCAGAUUACUAUAAGUCUGAAUUGAUUCGAAAAUUUUGACCACCCACUGUAUAAUAACCUGUCAGAUUAACCAUUUGCUAAUUUUUGCUUGUCAUGAUCCAUUUGACAUAUCUUGUCAUAUUGCUCUACUUUAAAAAAUAAUUUUGAAUACUCAUCUUUUGUACUGCAGUGAAACUGAAAACUGAUAAAUCAUGACUCAAAUUCAGGUAGAGCCAGACCGAGAAAAAGCUCUUCAAGAGUAUAGGAAGAAACUACUCGAGCACAAGGAGGUAGAGUCUCGGUUGAAAGAAAUGCGAGAACAGUUGAAAGACCUAACUAAACAGUACGACAAGUCCGAGAAUGAUUUGAAAGCCCUGCAAAGUAUGGGACAAAUUGUUGGCGAAGUGCUGAAACAACUAACAGAGGAGAAAUUUAUAGUGAAGGCUACCAAUGGUCCCAGAUAUGUGGUGGGAUGCAGACGUCAGUUGGAUAAACAGAAGCUCAGAGCUGGAACCAGAGUAGCUCUCGAUAUGACCACAUUGACUAUAAUGAGGUACUUACCCAGAGAGGUGGAUCCACUUGUAUACAACAUGAGCCAUGAAGAUCCUGGGGAUGUCACCUAUUCAGCGAUUGGUGGACUAUCAGAGCAAAUAAGAGAGUUGAGAGAAGUUAUUGAGCUGCCUUUGUUGAAUCCAGAACUGUUCAUGCGGGUUGGAAUCACCCCUCCCAAAGGUUGUCUAUUGUAUGGGCCCCCAGGUACAGGAAAGACUCUUUUAGCAAGAGCUGUGGCAUCCCAAUUGGAUGCCAACUUUUUAAAAGUUGUAUCCAGUGCUAUUGUGGACAAAUACAUUGGAGAAUCUGCUAGACUGAUUAGAGAAAUGUUCAAUUAUGCUAAAGAUCACCAGCCAUGCAUUAUUUUCAUGGACGAGAUCGAUGCCAUAGGUGGGAGAAGGUUUUCAGAAGGUACGUCGGCAGAUCGUGAGAUUCAGAGAACGUUGAUGGAGCUACUCAAUCAGAUGGACGGAUUCGAUUCACUGGGACAGGUAUAUUACAUAAAAAAAAAUUUCAGAUAGUGAGUGGUCAUUUAUAAAGACUACUCAGUAUUUCCAGAUAUGUUUGUGCUGUUCAUAAUUUAAAGCGGAUAACAUUGUGAUUGUGAAAAAGCCGAAUUUGAGGAAGAAAUUAUGAGGGGCCUAGCAUCAAACUGACAUGGGAUUUAAUAAUUCAUCACAAUGCUCGCAAUUAAUUACAAAUUUAUAGCUAUGUCGAUCGCGUUUCGCGCUGCUAACCCACAAUCCUUUGUCUCGCUCCCUGUCCCCUGAUCAUGUAUUUAUCUUUGAUUCGACGAGUCCAGAAGUGCUUCGGCGUUUUCUACACCGAACUCGAGCCACCAUCGAAGCUUGUUAAAUGGCGGUCGUUACUUUUCGAUGCGUAUCGAAUGUUCGCGAUGAGCGGCCGCGUAAUUCUGGUUGCCUAAGACCUACUUACGCGGGCGUCAACGUGUACAACUACACCACCGCGCUGCCUGGUUUAUCAAAUAAACAAAGUUUUUGGAGUGACCAAUCCAAUUUCAACUGGAACAAAUUGCUGACUUUUGUUUAUUCUAGGUGAAAAUGAUAAUGGCUACGAACAGACCCGACACCUUGGAUCCUGCCCUGUUGCGUCCAGGACGUCUAGACAGAAAAAUCGAGAUCCCGCUUCCU